AUGGCGGCGGCAGCGCCGGCCCGCGUCCGCCCCCUACCGGCCGCCCCCCGUCACUGCGCCUGCGCGACCCCGCCCCUGCCCCGCCCCCGCUGGCGCCGGGGCGCCACCGCGUCUGCGCGACCCCGCCCCAGAACAGGGAAAUUCGCUAUUUCCAGCGAGCAGGGAAACCACCUCCAGACGGAACUUCUGGGGCAGCGCGCCAAACACUUUGUGCCGCCGGUAGCCGCGACGCCCAUCACGGGCCGGCACCGGGACGGACCCGCCGGGAGAACGGGCAGCCGCAGGAGAAUGGGCACCGGGAGCGGCACCGCGUGGGGAGGGACGGAGCCGGCCAGGGCCCGCCCCUUCCGCGCCAGCGGCGUGAUGGAGGCCUGGGAGGCGUUGGGGAUGGAGACGGCGGCGGGGAGCGAGUCGGAGCCGGAGCCGGAGCCGGAGGCGGAGGCGGUGGUGGCCGAGGCGCUGCGGCUACUGCGGAUCGAGCCCUCGGCCGCGGGCGAUCCCCGCGCGGGGCGGGCGGGCGGAGCGCCGGGGCCGUGCUCGGUGCGUGCGGCGGGGUUCGGUGAUCGGGGCCGGGGCUCGGUGCCGGUGCUCGGUGCGUGCGGCGGGAUCCCCGCUGAUGGCCGUGCCCGCUUUCCCCCGCAGAGGAACGCGCUGCGGAAGCGGCGGCGCUGGCUGCGCGUUCUCGCCGCCCGGCGCGGGAAGCGGCGGCAGGAGCGGCAGCGCCGCCGGGCGCGGCGGGCAGCGGCGGACCGGGACGGCCCCAGCCCGGCGCUCGGCAGCGGCCCCGGCGGGCCCGGACCGCCCUCCGUCCGCCGCGGGAGGGUCCCGGCCGCGCUGGCCGCGGAGCGGCUGCUGCAGGCGCGGACGGCGGGGCCGCGGCUGUGCGUGGAUCUCGGCGUGGGCGGCGGCAUGACCGAAAAGGAGAGCGGCCGGCUCGCCUCCCAGAUCCGGAGGCUGUACGGGGCGAACCGCCGCGCCGCUCGGCCCUUCUGGCUGUGCCUGACGGAGUUCGCGGCCGGGACGCCGAUCUACGAGCAGUGCUUCCGCAUGAACGACGGCUUCGCUGGGUACUUGAUGGAUACAACUCCAGAGAGUUACCUGGACCUGUUUCCUUUGGAGGCCAUUGUUUAUCUCACUCCUGACUCUGAGAACGUCCUUGAAGACAUCGAUCCCGACAAAGUGUACGUGCUGGGAGGGCUGGUGGAUGAGAGCAUUCACAAGCAGCUGACCCUGCGGAGGGCGCGGGAGCAGCGCUUGCAGACAGCCCGGCUUCCCAUCCGUGAGUACAUGGUGAGAGCCCCCAACCCCAGGAACUACCACUCCGAGACACUGGCCAUCAACCAGGUCUUUGAUGUCCUGUCCACCUACUACGAGACGAGGAGCUGGCCAGCAGCUCUGAGGGCUGGAGUUUCCUCUGGGAAAGGCUUCGUGCUACCAGAUACAGCAGAACAGGUGGAAAUAGCCCAAUGUGGCACUGCUGCUCAAGAAAACUCUUUAUUUUGUGGUGAGGAGCUGCACAGGCAGGAAGCACCAGCAUGACUGUGCACAGGAGACAGCUCUUUCCAGCCGUGUAAGGAUCCUGUUGGAGCAACACUUCUACCUCAGGAAUGUGGUGCUGGACAUCCCCUGUGCCCCUGAGCAGGAAAGAGAAGCCUGGUGGAGCCUGGGAUCAAGUGAAAACUGACAGGAAUUCAGUUUUUCUUUGCAGCUGUUUUUCACUGCUACACCUAUAAUUUUUCUGGGAGGGGUAGGACAGCUUUAAGGGGUUUUCUUCAUUUUAUUGAAACAGAGAACAAGGUGAAGUUAGGAUUGCAAAGCUUAUGGGCAAGAAAAAUCCCCUACCAUGGGACAGGACAAUGCAGCUGCUGCAGGAGAACGCAGGGUGGGGAAGCAAAUCCCACAGACAUUAUCUCCCAACAACUUAAACCCAGUGAAGACAUGGUGAGUUGUUGAAGCCUUUGGCUAGUUGUAUGCAUCUAAUAUAAAAUAAAA
Cinclus cinclus is the source of this 1992-nucleotide messenger RNA. It is a transcript of the gene TRMT10B, whose product is annotated as tRNA methyltransferase 10B. The record is from RefSeq and is a predicted model, not a curated record. Gene Ontology annotation, biological process: tRNA N1-guanine methylation. Gene Ontology annotation, molecular function: tRNA binding. Bases 1 to 1539 code for a protein of 512 amino acids. Lineage: Eukaryota; Metazoa; Chordata; Aves; Passeriformes; Cinclidae. Gene Ontology annotation, cellular component: nucleoplasm; nucleus. The transcript is spliced from 7 exons.